UCCAUCUCAUCACAGUGAAGUGACAUACAAACCGGCUUCUGGCAGCACGGCAAAACCGUCGAAUUCGGCUGUUUUCCCCGCUGCAUUUGUCACAAUUUAUAUCUGAGGACCACCUUGUACAGCCAAGCAAAGUGACACAUCUAAGAUGUAGGCAGCCAUUUCACCAGGAAUCAGUUAUUCUCAGAGUGCAAUAGAGCAAGGGUCCCUCCCUGACUCGAACCCCAACCAACCAAACAAGCACCAUGUCGGACGGCUUCGACCAAGACGCUGACAGUGCUCUUCUCACUGGGAAGAAAACAAAACCAUCGACGAACAAGAAUAUUGAGUGGGGGAAGUUUGGACUGAGUGAGGAUAAGCCGGCUGGAGAUGGUACUGCAUUAGCAGGUGAUGGAGAUGGGUACCAGACCGGUGCUGGCGGUGAGAAGAUUCAGGAACUGUACGAUGAGCAGCAGGGGUCGCUAUCGAGCCAACAGCCGUGGUGGAAAGCUAAUUUCUUCGUGAGGGAGCCCGUACUCUUCGGUACCUGGGAUGGUGUCUUCACGUCGUGUAUGAUCAACAUCUUUGGUGUGGUGAUCUUCUUAAGAACAGGUUGGGUUGUGGGUAACGCUGGUAUCGGCCUGUCUUGUCUCAUUGUAGUCCUUACUGUAUCAGUAGCUCUGAUUGCAGCACUAGCAGCAAUCGGUGUCUGUGAGAGAUGUCAUAUAGAAAGCGGCGGAGUCUACUUCUUAGUCUCCAAGGUUCUAGGGGCUCGGAUAGGUGGAGCUCUGGGGAUCUUAUACGUCUUUGGCCAGACAGUAGCAUGUGCUCUCUACUGCACUGGUUUCGGGGAGUCCAUAGCAGAGACCUUCCAGUGGGACAGUUCCUGGGCUGUCCGUGGUGUUGGUAUAUCCACUAUCCUCCUCUUACUAGCCGUUAACAUCGCUGGCGUGAAGUGGGUGGUCAAGAUGCAGCUGAUUCUACUAGCAGUACUUGGUAUCGCCACGUUGGACUUCCUGGUCGGGACAUUUGCCCAGUCUCACCACGAUGAAAAUGGCGUCCUUGGUUUCAACAGCCUGGCCUUCACCAAUAACACCGGCCCGUCCUACUUAGAGGGCCAGAACUUCUUCACCGUCUUUGGUGUCUUCUUCCCCACGGCAACGGGCGUCAUGGCGGGUAUCAACAUGAGCGGUGAUCUUAAAGAUCCCAAAAAGAGCAUCCCGCUUGGAACUCUGUCUGCUAUGGGAGUCACUACUAUUUUGUACUUAUUGUUUGCCCUGUUGCUAGGGGCAACAUGUGCUCGUUCGGCACUGCAGAAUGACUACAUGAUCGCUGAGAGGGUUUCCUUGGUUGGUUUUCUCUGGUUGAUGGGUUUGUAUAUCUCCAGUUUAUCCUCUUGCUUAGGAGGUCUUUAUGGAGCCCCACGGAUCCUACAGUGUAUAGCCAAUGAGAACGUCAUACCUAUCAUCAAAGUCCUCGGACAUGGGAAAGGACCAAAUAAGGAGCCUAUAUUUGCUUCUCUUGUGGUGUGUUUUGUGGCUAUUUUAUUCAUCUUCAUUGGGCAUGUGAAUGAGUUGGGUCCAAUUGUGACCAUGCCGUUUCUAGUCACCUAUGCAGGAAUGGACUAUGCCUACUUCUCCCUCGCUAUGAGUUACGACAAAGAAAAAGCCGCCGGUCACGGCAAGAAGAAAGAGAAGGACAGCCUCCUCGCGCACGUCAUCAACAAAAGCGACGACAAAGGUUAUGGCGCCCUCAAGGGUGACGCGACCAAAGACGACGACAUGAAGGAAUUUAAAGAAGAUAUUGAAAAAGCUGAGAAGUUGUUUCCUAGAAAGGAUGGACCAGCAGGAGGUGCAGAACCAAGCGGAGACUAUGAUGGAUGGUCUAAGACUAAAGGCGGGGGUGAUGGUCCGGUUGAUGUUAGUGAUAAGGAAGGACUGCUCGACAGAGAUGAUGGGCAGGACAAACAUGAUCAAAAUCAGCCGUUUGCCACGGUGGAUCGCAUGCCAACGUCUUGGUACUCCAGAUUCUGCAAUAGAUGGGUGUCAUUUCUUGGGGUCCUGGCAGCCAUCGUGAUCAUGUUUGCAAUCCAGUGGGGCUAUGCUCUUGCCAAUGUAUCAGUUUAUCUAAUCCUCUAUAUCUACAUCGGUCAAGCUAAUCCGGGCGUUAAGCCGGGUAUCUCAGAAUUCAAAUUCUUCCAGUGGAUCAAGUCGUUGUUCAACAGGAUAUGCAGGAGAUCCCCGCCCCCAGAAGAGCAGAUGAUUGUCCACUCACAAAACUUCUCACCACAAAUCAUGACUGAACAGCUCACUGAAGAUAAUCAAGAUUUUGCCUCCAGAGGGCGCUAUCACCAAUCUAUGGUCAACAAUGCCAACUUUGAUGACUUUGAAUAUGGCCAAGAGCAGUAAAGGGAAACUAUACAGGUCUAAUGAAUAUGUAAAUGAUAAUCUAUGAACAUUUAAACUUAAGUCAUAUGAAUAUUGAUUAGGUGUUUGUGUUUCAAAGAUUCUUUAACUAUGAACAAUGGUCAACAGAGGGAAGAGUUGUGUUAAUCCUUUUAGAGACCAAAGCGGCCCUAAACAGUUUUUUUCCAAAAUCCCCAAAGCAGUUGAAAAUGGCUGCAAGAUAUGACCUACUUAUAUCCUGAUUUGAUAUUUUUCGGUGUAUCCCAUAAGAACAUAGUACUUUGUUUCUACGACAAAACAAAGUUUCUGCAGGGUUUUAUAGGUGUUUUUUUUCUAUGUGUUGGACACCUGUACACAAAUUAAUUGUUUCUAAAAGUCAAGGAAAACUAAAUGUGGUCGUAUGGUGAUGACUAUUCUGUAGUGGUCUCUAAAUGGUUGAUGCCUGUGUGGAAUUGAUACUCCUUAUUCACAGCGGACUAUCAAGCUGAGAGUUCUCCGUUUUCUUUUUCUUUGGUCAUAAAAGCCUGGUUCAUACUUCCUUCGAAUGCGAAUGUGAUGUGAAUUUUGGCAACACAUUAAUUCGCAACGAAUAAUUCGCAUCAGUUAACUUUUGGCUGUGAAAACAGGGCUCUGACCUAAGCAGCUCUGUGAAAUUUGGCCCAGCUGUCGUCCACUGAUAUUGCUUCUUUUUGCCUCAGUGAAGAUGCAGUAUGAAAGUGUUAUGACAUAAUGUAAGGGGUAUAUUAGAUGGACGUACAUGUGCUAAGCAAAGGUGUUGUUCUUACCAAAAGUACCAGAUUUAUGAAAUGGGGCCAUGGAGAGAGAGAUUGGUGACAAGCAGCCAGAUUUGGUGUAUUCAUCUAAGAUUUCAGAUUUUUAGUUUUGAACCCAAUUCAAGAAUUGGUUCGAUGUUGAGUUAACUAUAAAGUGAAUGUAAACUUUGUAUAGAUAAGUAGUCUAU
This is a messenger RNA of Asterias rubens (European starfish), 3342 nucleotides long. RefSeq names its product solute carrier family 12 member 8-like. NCBI's taxonomy places the organism in Eukaryota, Metazoa, Echinodermata, Asteroidea, Forcipulatida, Asteriidae. The coding region runs from base 243 to 2384 and encodes 713 amino acids. The record is from RefSeq and is a predicted model, not a curated record. Gene Ontology annotation, molecular function: potassium:chloride symporter activity. Gene Ontology annotation, biological process: chloride ion homeostasis; potassium ion homeostasis; cell volume homeostasis. The transcript is spliced from 12 exons. Gene Ontology annotation, cellular component: membrane.